AUAUUAUCUGUGCAGCAGCGAAAACUGCGAGAUUUACCUGAUUAGUGAGAGGCGAGCUGAGAGACAUGUCUGCACUGAUCAGGCGGAUUAUAAACACUGCUGCUGCACCCGCUGCUAUCGGCCCUUACAGCCAGGCAGUGGUGGUUGACCGCACUAUGUACAUCUCUGGGCAGCUGGGAAUGGACACAGCCUCUGGACAAUUAGUCGCAGGAGGGGUGCAGGCCCAGGCCAAGCAGGCCCUCAUUAAUAUGGGGGAGAUUCUGAAAGCAGCUGGAUGCGGAUAUGAAAACGUUGUCAAGACAACUGUCCUCCUGGCAGACAUGAAUGAUUUCAACAAUGUCAAUGAAGUUUAUAAGCAAUUCUUCAGCAGAAACUUUCCUGCCAGGGCUGCCUACCAAGUCGCUGCUCUACCCAGAGGUGGUCUGGUUGAGAUUGAAGCAGUUGCAGUACUGGGACCAAUUACAGAUGCAUCCUGACUGACCGCCGCAAGCGUGCAUAAACUGUGAGACUAACUGAGUAUCCUGACAUUAGGCCACUGACAUCCUCUAUCCUGAGAGAGAUGCCUGUAGAGUUUUGUGUAGAUAAACAAUUGCAAUUUGUUGCAAUUUUUCAUCCAUGGGAGCUAACUGAGAGCUAAUCACUACACCCACAUCCUCUAUUCCAUAAUACAGUGUAAUUAAGAAUUGAAUUAUUACAUGUAAUGAACAGUAUUACUGCCAAAUGUCUGCAAGGCAUAUCUGACAGAGACUGAUUUGUAUUUCUUAAUGCAUUUCUUACAAUAAAAUGCCAGUCAAUGCCUGUUAAUAAAAUUAUUUUCAUAAUUUUCAAA
This is a messenger RNA of Astyanax mexicanus (Mexican tetra), 829 nucleotides long. It is a transcript of the gene rida, whose product is annotated as reactive intermediate imine deaminase A homolog. Gene Ontology annotation, molecular function: deaminase activity. The record is from RefSeq and is a predicted model, not a curated record. The transcript is spliced from 6 exons. The coding region runs from base 66 to 476 and encodes 136 amino acids. Gene Ontology annotation, cellular component: cytosol. Lineage: Eukaryota; Metazoa; Chordata; Actinopteri; Characiformes; Acestrorhamphidae.